AUGUUCUCUCCGUCUGCUCUCGCCCUCGUCGCUCUUUCGUUCUUCACCAUCAUUGCCGUCUCUGCGCCUACUUCGCCUGAUGCUGCCACCCUUCUCAAGAACGGCCAGGAGGCCCAGGGUCUCAACUUUGCCUUCCGUACCCUCAGCGCCAACGAUGACUGCACUAGUGGAGACACCGGCUGCAUCCUCGGUGCAUCCGCCCAGUGCGUCGAUGGGAAGUGGGACAUCACCAACUGCCCCAGCCAGACCCGCUGCUAUGCGCUGCCCUCCUUCACCGGAGAAGGAACUUUUGUAGCGUGCACAAGUGAGCGCAACGCCCGCUCGUUCAUCGACGCCAGUGGCGCGGAGGGAGGAAUCGCUGUCGCCCCGUCCAACAGCACAAACAGCGCCAACUCCACAGCAUCCGCGUCCUCCACCGUGUCCUCGUCGAUCGCCAGAGCCACCGCGUCAACCAGCAAGUCUGUGGACGAAUCCCCGAAGACCGUCACAGUGACCUUCUUCCCCUCCUCCUCCUCAUCCCCAGCCAUUGCGAUAUCCACCGACCUCCCCGCGCAGACAAUCACUGUCGCUCCCGCUGCGGCGUCCAGCCUCGUCGCCAGCAUCACCGCCAACACCGCAUUCUCCGUUGUCUCCGUCAUUCAACCUAGUGGUGCUGCUUUCCCCGCCGACGCCCCAAAUGCGAAGCCAGCAGCUACCACGAUCAAGUUGACCGCCGCAGCUUUGCCCGUACAAACCACCGGCGCUGUUGUUGCUGCCAACAACGCUAACGCGUAUGGGUACUGA
Pleurotus ostreatus (oyster mushroom) is the source of this 783-nucleotide messenger RNA. RefSeq lists its product as uncharacterized. NCBI's taxonomy places the organism in Eukaryota, Fungi, Basidiomycota, Agaricomycetes, Agaricales, Pleurotaceae. The coding region runs from base 1 to 783 and encodes 260 amino acids. The transcript has 3 exons. The record is from RefSeq and is a predicted model, not a curated record.